AUGCCAGAGACCCUUGUGACGUAUAGCCUUCAGAAAGAAGCUGCACCGAAACAUAACAACACUUGUGAAGUGUGGAGACUUGAUCCGAAGAGGUUCUCUAGCUGGACACGUUUGGUUCGAGUACGCGCAAGAAAAAGCCCGUUGAUCAAGCUUAACCCAUGCAUAGACGAAGACGGCGUCAUCCGGUAUGACAGGCGUUUGAAGUUCGCAGAGUUCCAUCCCUACGACACCAGAUGUCCAAUCAUUCUGCCUCGCGGACACUGGGUGACAAAACUGAUUGUGAAGGAUUACCAUGAGAUAGCAAAUCAUGCCGCUAGAGUAAACUUCAUUCUUUGCCAGUUGAGUGAGAGAUUUUGGAUCGUCGCCGCACGAGAGGAGUUCCGUGAGUGGGACCAUGAAUGUAAUGAAUGCAAGAAAAGAAGGAACAAACCAGCUUUUCAGAUUAUGGCGCCACUCCCGAAGACAAGGCUACGUUUUACUUUCCGGCCCUUCGGCCAAACAGCUGUGGAUUUUGCAGGUCCUCUGUAUACCGUUCAAGGACGCAGAAAACCUCGACAGAAAAGGUGGCUGUGCCUGUUUACUUGCUUGGAAACACGAGCAGUGCAUUUAGAGAUGGCAGGCCGGGGGACUAGAAGCUCGGAUCCACGAGACAGUAUUCCAUUGACCCCUAACCAUUUCUUGCAUGGCCAAAUGGGAGGACAGUUCGCGCCUGAGUCUGUUGAAAUCGCUACUUUUCAUCGGCGUCAACGAUGGCGAAAGGUUCAGGACAUUAUUUCACAAGUGUGGAGAAGAUGGCUAAAAGAAUGUGUUCUUGCCCUUAACAGCCGACCAAAGUGGACAUCAGAAAACCGAGAUCUAAAAGUUGAUGAUGUAGUUCUCGUGAUUCAGCCCGAUUCUCCAAGAGGACGUUGGCCAUUAGGGCGAGUUAUUGAAGUGUAUCCUGGACGAGACGGUCACACCCGUGUAGCUAAAGUUGUAUGUGGCGUCAAGACUGUCGUGAGACCAAUUACGAAACUGAUUCCGUUUGGAAUUAAUUGA
Orbicella faveolata is the source of this 1038-nucleotide messenger RNA. RefSeq lists its product as uncharacterized. NCBI's taxonomy places the organism in Eukaryota, Metazoa, Cnidaria, Anthozoa, Scleractinia, Merulinidae. The record is from RefSeq and is a predicted model, not a curated record.